UGUGAACCAUUACCCAGUGGGCAAAACCAUGAUUCCCCCAAUAGAACUGCCAAAACAUAGAUGUGGUCUCAGAUUUGAGCUAUGGGGAUUUUUACUCGGGCGCCCCAAUACGCCAAUUGGAAGUGCAAACAGUGGCCACUAAUUAAUUUGCAUAAAUAAGCUGCUGGGAGUGGGGCAGACCAUACAGUUAACCCCAUCAUGUUGUGGCAAACGGUCUACCUGCUCGUCUAGGCGUGCUCCGUGGUCAGCACCACACCAAUCUUCUCCAGCAGCGACCAGGAGAGCAUUAGAAGACCCCGGCACAUUGGAGGAUUUGGAGGUGGCGGAGUCGUGGGAGGCGGCUUCGUGGGCGGCGGCAUUAUUGGCGGCGGAGGAGUAGCUGCCCCCAUUGUGGCGGCCCCCGCUAUUCAAACAGUUCCCGUUGUGUCCACUGUGCCCAUCAUCACCACUGUUCCCGUCGUAUCCAGCAUCUCUACCGUCCAGACGAUCCCCAGCUAUGGCUAUGGAUAUGGCGGUGGUUAUCCCGUCGGAGGAGGACUGGGCGGACUAGGUGGAGGAUUGGGCGGACUCGGUGGAGGCGGAGGCUUCGUUGGCGGCGCUGUGAGUUUUGCCAAAUUCAAAGGCGGUUUCAUUGGCUAGAUGUUUCCGAAUAAAUCCGAGUGUUUCAUGAGCCCCUCUAGUGUAAACAAUGAAUAAACAAAAGUGCUGCGAGAUCGAGUUUCAUUUUGCCGAGUGUUUGGAGUCGACAAAUUCGAUGAGCUUGCAUAUUCCGUAUUUAA
Messenger RNA from Drosophila yakuba, 779 nucleotides. Its product is annotated as ctenidin-1. The record is from RefSeq and is a predicted model, not a curated record. NCBI's taxonomy places the organism in Eukaryota, Metazoa, Arthropoda, Insecta, Diptera, Drosophilidae. The transcript has a single exon.